CAGAUCACAAAAAGUAACAUUCCAUGCGCACCACCACAACCUCUCGCUCAUGCACAUUAAUUUCCUUCAAACCGGCGGGAAAUUGGCGUCCCGUGAUCCUCGUAGAGCCUCGUAAUUCUCGCUCACCGGAUCAAUGCUCCGCUAUGGAUUCAUGAUCAAAACAUUCGUUGUUUCAUUGCCUCCUCUACUGUUUUCCCUGCAAAGUUCUUACGACGAGACCUUGAACUGCACUUCUCCAUCCUUCACAAAACCCAAAGUACCACUCUUACAGAUUUGACUCCUCUCUGGGACAUCCUCGUGAAUUGUACAGUCCUCAUCCUGGUAUCACUUGCUUAUCUUCUUCUCUUCGGCCGAGGCUCGUCAACACCUCACCGUCAACACCAUGGCCGCCAAUUCUGACUUGCCGUCAAUCAGCCAUGCAACUCUCGGACAAUCAUACUGCGAGCGGUCAUACCACCCCGACAUCUCCCCGCUCGCGGCUUACCUACUUCGUUUGAUGCACUUCAAGCAAACGAAUCUCUGUGUCUCCGCAGACGUUACCACCAGCGCCGAAUUGCUCCGUGUGGCAGAAGAGGUCGGCGAUCACAUUUGCAUUCUCAAAACACACGCCGACAUCGUACGUGAUUUCGGUGACCGGACGAUCAGAGGAUUGAACGAGGUCGCACGGCGAAGGAAAUUCUUGGUGUUCGAAGACAGGAAAUUUGGCGACAUCGGCAAUACUGUACAGCAGCAAUACGUCGGAGGUCCAUUGACCAUUGUGCGCUGGGCACCGAUCGUCAAUGCGCACAUUUUCCCUGGUCCUGCUAUCAUCGACGCCCUGGAGCAAGCAGCAAAUCAAGCGAUAGUGGCUUUCAACAGUUCGGUGCACACGGAUAUCAGUGCUUCCCCUGCACCGUCAGUGACCGACUCUCUGGACGAGCCGAUUGACCUCGAAGCUUUAGAUCGGGAUGACCCUGGUGAGAAAUCGGAAGAGGACAUUUAUGGAGAUGAAUACCAGAACACCUACGAUGCCCGCUAUGCGCGCAAGCAGUCUGUUGUCUCGGUCAGCACCACAAUCAGCAUGAAAUCCGAGAAUGCCACGGUCAACAACAACACCAAUGCUCCCCUCGACGAUCAUACUUCAGAUCCGGCCGACCGGCAAGCCAUGCUUGACCACUUAGGCCCACCGCCCUACCUGCGCUCCCUCCUUCUCCUUGCUCAAAUGUCAUCAGCGAACAAUUUCUUCACAGCACCAUACACCAAAGCUUGCCUCGAGCAAGCUCGCCUUCAUCGGGGCUUCGUUAUGGGGUUCAUCGCACAGCAAUGUCUCAACGAACAACCCGACGAUAUAUUCAUCACCAUGACACCUGGUGUGCAAUUAUCUGCCGGCGGCGAUGGCAUGGGUCAGCAAUACAAUACUCCAUCUGUGGUGGUGGGAGAAAAGGGAACAGAUGUCAUCAUCGUCGGUCGUGGGAUUUUGGCUGCUCCGGAUAGAACCAAGGCAGCGAGGGAGUACCAGAAACAAGGGUGGGAGGCCUAUCUGGCUCGUGUGAGAGGUCGGCGAGCUGAAGCUUCCGGUCAAGCAGGACCGAAUGGGGUGCAAAAAUGA
Messenger RNA from Dissoconium aciculare CBS 342.82, 1588 nucleotides. Its product is annotated as Orotidine 5'-phosphate decarboxylase. Gene Ontology annotation, cellular component: cytosol. Gene Ontology annotation, molecular function: orotidine-5'-phosphate decarboxylase activity. The coding region runs from base 383 to 1588 and encodes 401 amino acids. The record is from RefSeq and is a predicted model, not a curated record. The transcript is spliced from 3 exons. Gene Ontology annotation, biological process: 'de novo' pyrimidine nucleobase biosynthetic process; 'de novo' UMP biosynthetic process. Lineage: Eukaryota; Fungi; Ascomycota; Dothideomycetes; Mycosphaerellales; Dissoconiaceae.